Messenger RNA from Entrophospora candida, 1965 nucleotides. Lineage: Eukaryota; Fungi; Glomeromycota; Glomeromycetes; Entrophosporales; Entrophosporaceae. The record is from the annotation of a GenBank genome assembly.
AUGAAUAUUAUCAAUAAAAGUGGUUCAAAAAAAUUUGAUAUUUUGGUAGUAGGUGGAGGACAUGCUGGUAUUGAGGCCUCCUUAAUUAGUUCUCGAUUAGGUCAUAAAGUUGCUCUAAUCACACUUGAUAAAAAAAAGAUUGGUUUAAUGCCUUGUAAUCCUUCAAUAGGAGGAGUAGCCAAGGGAAUAGUAGUUAGAGAAAUUGAUGCUCUGGGAGGAGAAAUGGGGAAAGCAGCGGAUGCAACCGCUCUCCAAUUUAAGUUAUUGAAUACCUCGAAUGGACCAGCUGUGCAAGCCCUUCGGGUUCAAUCUGAUAAAGUGGCCUACGCUCGUUAUAUGCAAAAAGUCGUUAGCGGACAAGAGAAUUUGACUGUUAUCGAGGGGACGGUGAAUAGUUUGUUAGUCAAAAAAAGGAAAAUAGAAGGAGUUGAAUUAAAAAAAGGGGUAUUUAUUUAUGCUUCAGUGGUAAUAUUAACUGCUGGCACUUAUUUACAGCCGGUGACUUAUAGGGGCAAUGAAAUCAAAGUUGAAGGACCAGACGGAGAAAAAAAAGUGGUUAACAAUAUUUCUCAACAACUGCAAGAAUUAGGAUUUAAAUUAAAGCGUUUUCUUACCGGUACUUGUCCACGCAUUUUGAGCAAUAGUAUUGACUAUUCUCUUUACAAAUUAGAGCCCGGAACUGACCUGCCGCUCAGAUUUUCUCACCAGAGCAAAAUUUCUGAUUUAUUACCAUUUGAUAAGCAAUCACCCUGUUAUUUGUUGUAUACUAACGAAAAGACUCACCAAAUUGUUCGUGAUAAUCUUCAUUUGUCUUCCUUUGCUUAUAAAGAAGAUACUGGACCGGCUCCUCGCAAUUGUCCCGGCAUCGAGGGAAAAAUAUCCCGUUUUCCAGAUAAAAAUCAGCACCAGGUUUUUUUAGAACCAGAAUCACGAGAGUUAGACACCACCUAUUUACAAGGUUUUUCUACUUCUUUACCAGUCGAAAUCCAAGCCCAAAUUUUAAAAACUUUGCCUGGUUUAGAAAAAGUUCAAUUAAAAAUUAGUUUAGAAACUAAAUUAAUUACUGGUUUAUUCACUGCUGGGCAAAUUAAUGGAACUACUGGCUAUGAGGAAGCUGCUGCCCAAGGAUUAAUGGCCGGAAUUAACGCCAGCCGAAAACUAAAAAAAAAAGAACCAUUAGUCUUAAAAAGAAGUGAGGCUUAUAUUGGAGUGUUAGUCGAUGACUUAACUACCAAGGAAAUUACCGACCCUUACCGACUUUUUAAUUCCUUGGCUGAACAUCCACGGAGAGAACUAGAAGCAGAUAUUCAAUAUGAGUGUCAGUUAGAGAAAGUAAAAAAGGAAGUAAAAGAAUUGAAUAAGUGUGAGUCUAGAAAAAUCCCAGCAGGAAUUGAUUACACAAAAAUCGUUAAUUUAGCCCAAGAAGCCCGGGAAAAGUUAAAUAAAAUAAGACCGGUUAGUUUAGGACAAGCCAGGAGAAUAGCCGGAGUUAAGCCAACUGAUAUUCAAAUGUUAAAUUAUUAUUUGAAUAAAAAUAUUAGAAGUAUAGGAGGAGCACUUUACUUACUAGGUCAAAAAUCUAGUUCCAAUAAUAGUAGUCAGUCCAAUACUCCUUCUUAUUCUGAGAAAGUUACUCAAUUGCAAAAUGAAUUGUCUCAACUACAAGCUCAAUUAAUUGCUGGAACACUUAACCCGGAUGAAAAACAAGCCCUACAACAAAAAAUCACUAAUUUGGAGCAAGAAAUUAAAGAUUUAACUGGGAAUAAUAAUCCUAAUCAAGGACCAAAUCAAACUCCUCCUUUGCCUCCUGGCAAUAAUCCUAAUCAAAUAGAAAUUGAGGUGAAGUAUGGAGGCGUUCAUGUUGACCAUCCCGAAGCAAAAAGGUUAGGUUUGGGUGCUGCUUUGGAAAAAGACAGGAACGCACUAAAUAGAAAAGAUUCGCUAGAAAUUAAAGAAGCAAGUUAA